AUGAGGUUCCUACAUGAUAAAACUGCAAACAAGCCUACAGAUUUCAAUAUUACCCCUCUGUCAAUGGAAUCUACCAGAAGCGAUGAAUUUGUCCCAAUAUCUGCCACAGCUUCAAGUGCCACUACAACCUUCUGUCCUACCACAGCUUCACAUGUUACCACACCACCUUCUACAAGUGCUACCACAGUGUCCGAUUUGUCAAAGCAUAAGGCUAAUGAUGCACACUUGAUUCCUCCAGUAAAUAGCAGGCAUGCAUCCAAGACAACAAGUCAAGAUGCUAUUGAUCUAGCAAUACUAAAACAACUGGAGAAAACAGAUAAGAAAAUCGAUGAAACUACUUCCAAAGAAAACACAUCAGAUGAAACAUAUCUUUACUGCCAGAGUCUCAUUCCAAUAAUACGGGCCCUUCCACACAAAAAGAAGAGAAAGGCAAUGAUUCAAAUCAGCCAACU
Paramuricea clavata is the source of this 452-nucleotide messenger RNA. The record is from the annotation of a GenBank genome assembly. NCBI's taxonomy places the organism in Eukaryota, Metazoa, Cnidaria, Anthozoa, Malacalcyonacea, Plexauridae.